Molecule: messenger RNA, 879 nt
Organism: Chironomus riparius
Lineage: Eukaryota; Metazoa; Arthropoda; Insecta; Diptera; Chironomidae
Source: the annotation of a GenBank genome assembly
GAUUUAAUAACUGUUGACGCGAGUAAAAAAAUAUUCAAUGUGAUAUUUCGCUAUAAAAGAUCAUGUACUGUAAACAGGCAACAAACGAAGAUGCGCACUCAUCGUAAGCUUAUAAAAUGCUUCAACAUAGAGAUUAAUUUGCACGCGAUUAUUUUCGGCAUUCGAACUUUUAACUAUUAUACUAAAAAGGUAGGUGAGUGUGCUGGUGCUGACAAUAUGCUCCAUGAUGUGACGAUGCAAAUUUUGAUUGUAUAUGUACACAUGAUGCUAAAACAUCUUCAUCAUCUCACUAGUUUCAUGUGUUGUUUUUUAGGGAUUAAAAUAAUAUUCAUUUAGAUAUUCUCAUUUACUCAUAAACAAAAUAGUGGUAGGAAAAUCAUAUAAAAAGCAACGAUUUUGUCUAAUUUCUAUCAUUUUAGAAUUUUACUCUUGUGAAGUUAAAACGAGGAUUUUUUUUUUAAUUUCAACUGUUCAAAACUGUUCAAAAUGAAAUUCGUGAUUGUUUUUGCAUUAUUUGUUGCUUGCGCAUUUGCAGCUCCUCAACAACCUGUCGAAACACUUAAAUUUGUUAAUGACAUCCAGGAAGGAGGUUAUAAUUUUUUGUAUGAAACAUCAGAUGGACAAAAGCGUGAUGAAACUGGUCAGUUGAAGGAUGCUCCACCAACACCUGAAAAUCCAAACAACAAAGUUAUUGAUAUUUUUGGAUCUUAUGAAUUUACAUCACCCGAAGGUCGUACUUAUAGAGUAGAAUAUACCUCAGGAGUUAACGGAUUCUUACCAAAGGUUUCAAUUGUUAAUUAAGUUGCUAAAAUAUCAAUUUGAAUCUGAAGAUGAAUUGAAAUAAAAUCAAACUUAAAUAAAAAUAAAUACUCAAUCAAA